AUGGACGGCGAUCGUGUUCCUGUUGAUGAGUAUGAGGAGUACAAUUACGAAGAGGACCGGAUAACCGGUACUAAAGGUGGACGAAAUCGUACUAAGGCUGAUAAGAAGCACGAAUUGAGUGACAAUCGGUCAACUCGCAUUCAUAUUGAGAAGCAGCAAAACAACGAAGAGAAGCAGGACGCUCAACGCUUGAAAUCUGACUCGCCUAAGUAA
Dibothriocephalus latus is the source of this 213-nucleotide messenger RNA. The record is from the annotation of a GenBank genome assembly. Lineage: Eukaryota; Metazoa; Platyhelminthes; Cestoda; Diphyllobothriidea; Diphyllobothriidae.